Molecule: messenger RNA, 5532 nt
Organism: Erpetoichthys calabaricus (reedfish)
Lineage: Eukaryota; Metazoa; Chordata; Cladistia; Polypteriformes; Polypteridae
Gene: nfatc4
Product: nuclear factor of activated T cells 4
Exons: 10
Coding region: 655-3807 (1050 amino acids)
Biological process (GO): cytokine production; calcineurin-NFAT signaling cascade; regulation of transcription by RNA polymerase II
Cellular component (GO): transcription regulator complex
Molecular function (GO): RNA polymerase II cis-regulatory region sequence-specific DNA binding; DNA-binding transcription factor activity, RNA polymerase II-specific; transcription factor binding
Source: RefSeq, a predicted model, not a curated record
GGCUCGUGUGUGUAAGAAUCUCAGUGAUGCACGUCAGGCGACUCCUAAACCCAUUAUCGAAUUUCAUUUGUAUACGUAAUGAUCAUAAACAAUGCAACUUAAUGAUAUAAUUAACUUAAUUAAUAUACUGAGUAGACUAAAUUGGCGAUGCCACUGUUGUUGAAUCACAAAUAAUUUACUCUAGGAAAAGCUAAGAAGCACAACGAGUUAACUUUCUCCCCGAAGCAUUUAACAAUAAAAACGUUUCCCCUAUUAAAAACUACAGUGAUUUACUGUUACGGAAGCCAAUACUGUCCCGGUUAUCUGUCAGGCUUGGCCAAUCCUAAUUCAGCAGAGGGUACUCCUCGCAGGGGUGCAAAAGCGCCGCCCAAUGAAAAGUGAAGAACGGGAAAAACGUCGUCCAAUGAACAGAGAGCGUGAGAAAAAAGUUGGCAAAAUAUAGGAAAAUAAAGGGAUUUCGCGAAAUAAGAAAGAAAGAAAGAAAGAAAGAAAGAAAGAAAGAAAGAAAGAAAGAAAGAAAGAAAGAAAGAAAGAAAGAACAUAUUUACUGACCCUACUCUUUGCUUGCUUGACUUCGCGAGCUUUUGGUCCCCGGACAGCUAACCAGCUGGGAUCUCCGCAUUGUCGCAGCAUUUGUAUGCUAGGGUCCCACAGAUGGGCGCAGCACCGGGCUGGGAAGACGGAGAGCUGGAAUUCAAACUGGUAUUUGAAGAAGAUCCGCCGGCCGUUCCAGGGUCGGGCGCUGGCAAUAGCACUUGUGAGUCCAGGACAGAGAAGCGAAUAUCCGCGGACGAGACGCAUAGCCCAGAUGGCGACACUGAUGAAUGUCCCUCCCCAUCCUUUCAGGAGAUUUCACCUUCCACAAACCAGCCAAUGAGAACCCUACACGCAAAAAUGGGAGGUAUGAACUGUGCAGCUAACCGUGCAGGGAUGCACUCACCUCCACCACGACCAGCUCUGGACAAGAACUUCAUUGGAACGUACGAAAGCCAGCCAGCAAGGUUUAUACAGCUAGGGGGCUCUCGAAUUCUGGAAUGUCCCAGCAUCCAAAUCACUACAAUAUCACCUGAAAACCAUUAUUCAGAGGAAAACGAACCAUACUCAGGCUGGGAGAGAAUGUCAAGAGAUCACCUUUACCUUCCUCUUGAUCCAUUUGCAUAUCGAGAUGCUGGAUCCUUAAGCCCCAGUCCUGCCAGCAGCUUGUCAUCACGUAGCUGGAUUUCUGAAGCUUCCAGCUGUGAAUCUCUGCAACUACUGUGUGAUGAAGAUGAACUGAAUGAAGCCACAUCAAGAUUUUCGUUGGGAUCACCUAUUGCCUCACCCAGGCCUAGCUCUCCACGGCUGCUUUCUUACCUUCACCCCACCUCCCCCAGUUCGAGGCCCACAUCUCCUGGAGGCAAACGUAGAUAUUCUAGCUACUCCGAAGGUUACUCCCCACUUCCUUCGCCCUCAAUUUCUAGGAGAGGAAGUUUCUCUGAGGACCCGUUAUCUCCUGAUUCCCUAUCAGACUCCUCAACAGCCCCAGACUAUGGGUUUCCAAGAAUAUCUGGUGGAGUAGAAACAGAUAAUAUACCACAAAAAACCAGGAAGACAUCCAUAGAUCAGUCUGCUAGGAAAGAAGAACCUGUCGUCUUUAACAGUAAUGGAUAUCAGCCGAUUGGACCAGCUGAGGAUGGAUUUCUCCAUAUCCGGAAAGAAAACAAUCAGAAUCACCACUCUGGGAUGGAUUACUUAUCUGUUCCAUCACCUCUUGUGUGGUCCAAGGCCAGGAUCAGUGGUCACAGUCCAGUGUUUCGGAGUUCGGCGCUACCUCCACUGGACUGGCCGUUGCCUUCACAGUUUGACCAGUAUGAACUGAGAAUUGACGUCCAGCCUCGAUCCCAUCAUCGCGCCCACUAUGAGACUGAGGGAAGUCGAGGGGCCGUUAAAGCGUCUCCUGGUGGGCACCCCAUUGUUAAGCUUUCAGGAUACAAUGAGAAGCCACUCUCCCUCCAGAUGUUCAUCGGCACGGCAGAUGAACGUAGCCUGCGCCCGCACGCCUUCUACCAAGUACAUCGCAUCACAGGCAAAAUGGUGGGCACUGCCAGUCAGGAGCUGGUUCUGGCAGGUACCAAGGUUCUGGAGAUACCACUGCACCCAGAAAAUGGCAUGACAGCUAACAUCGACUGUGCUGGGAUUCUGAAGCUCCGCAACUCUGACAUAGAGCUACGUAAGGGUGAAACUGAUAUCGGUCGCAAGAACACGAGGGUGAAGCUUGUGUUCAGGGUCCACAUCCCCCAAGGAGGUGGAAAAGUGGUGUCUGUGCAGACUGCCUCCAUUCCCAUUGAGUGCUCUCAGCGCUCGGCCCAGGAGCUGCCAGUUGUGGAGUCCUGCAGCAUUACUUCCUGCUCGGUGGAAGGAGGAGAAGAGCUUGUGCUAACUGGUGCCAACUUCCUUCCGGAAUCAAAGGUCAUCUUUCUGGAGAAGGGCCCAGAUGGAAAGCUUCAAUGGGACGAGGAAGCCGUGGUAAAUCGAGAAAAAAGCUGUGAGUCUAAGCUGUACGUCCAGAUCCCUGCUUAUUGUGACAGAAAUGCCAGGCGCCCUAUCCAGGUCUGCUUCUAUGUCUUCAAUGGAAAAAGAAAGAGAAGCCCAACUCAGUGCUUCAGAUAUCUUCCAGCAGUGUUUAAAGGAGAGACUUCACAAGAGAUCUCAAUGACAGGACUCCUGCACUCCCCUGUUCCAGAUUUUAAUGGCACCAGAGAAACACCACCUGUCCGACUGUUGGAUCCUGGAGGAUUUUUAAGCCAAAUACCCCCAUAUCCAUCCAAUUUCCAUAGCUUUCCAACAUCUUACAGAGGGCAGGAUGAUCAGCAAACCCAGGCUAGUUACCCUCUGACAAAUUUGGGGCAUUCACCUGCACCGAUGGGAAGCUUUUCCACAAGGAAGUGGCAAGAUUCAGGUGAUGCAUAUGCAGAAGGAACAGAACCAACAACAUUUCAGUCUCUGCCUGUUCCUUCCGGCUUUGAAACAGAUUCUGGGAUAGGUUUAAAUGAUUUACUGCUUCCUCAUUUGCAAAAACCAUCACCAUCUCCUACAUUUACAUGGUUAGACACACAUUACUCUUCCUCAUCACCAUCUCGAACCUCAUCAGAUCAUUUUGUCCAAGACUCAACAGCUUCUCAUGGCUCCCAAACAAUGCCAAAGUCUUACAGUGAUUCUUCAUUUCAACUAACCACAUCCAAAGAAGUGUUUGAAUCUGGGAACCAUACCUAUUCUGUAAGUGAACCAGAGCAGCCAAUGGACGAAGGGUCUCUGUAUCACACAAAUUCAAUCAAUCCUGUCCAUUUUUUGCACUCCUUAACAGAUUAUGCACCGAAAGCUCAAGAUGUUUCACCCAUCCAUCCUCUUCAUUCCCAAUCUAACCAAGAAGGACAACUCCCUUCUUAUUCUCCAACAUCUUAUAACUAUACCAACUCAGGAAUGAGGCUAGAAAUAGAUAAUUCUCCUUCUUCAUCAAACACAAAUACAGAAACACAAAUUGCUCCAAAUUCUACUCGGUCUUCAUUUCCACAAAAACUAGAGCCGGGCCAUUUUCUAUCCAAGGGUGCAUCGGCUAUUAGUGUCUGCAAUAGCAUGAAUCUGGACUCCAGUGCACCACACGAGGGCAUUGAUCUCCCAGAAGAAGACCUGAAGACAGAUAUGGAAGGCUACCAUCUUCCUUUCCAAAACAUUCCAAUGCAAGGCAUAACUCUGGAGGAAGUCAAUGAAUUCAUAGGUGAGAACCUCAACUCAUUUCCGGAGACAAGCCUUGAAUCAAGAGAACUCUAAGCUACCUUACUUAGCUACAUUUCUGGCAGCUUUUUCAUGAUAAUUCGAACUAUAGAGGUGUGAACAGUAAUUAUUAACAAGUGUUAGCCUGCAAUAUUCCUUGUCUAACAAUCAAUGCAUUUUUCCUUGGCCAAUACAUCAGACUCUUAGUGGAAUCUUUCUUGCUAUCAGUUGCACAAGGUUCUCAGGAAUAGCUUUCAAAAUAUUUUGUUUUACCAUGUGACAAGUGAUGGACUGGCACUCCAUCCAAAUUGGCUAUUUCCUUGUAACCAUGUUGGUGAGAAGAAUCUAAACUGAAUUAAGUGGGUUAGACAAUGGAUGGUUGGAUGGAUGGAUGCAUUGUUUUUAUAAUAUAACCUAAGAUCCACUGGUAAGUCUUUAGUAGAAAGAAAAGCCAUCGUAGCAGAACUGACCUCUUACUAUUGGGUACAUCUACAUAAUCAGUUUGAAUUCUGACCUGGUCUCUGUCUGUGUCAAUUUACACAUUUUUCUCUCCUGCAUCCUAAAGAUUUGCCGGUUAGGCUAAUUGGCGACUCCUAAUUGGUUGUUCUAGUGACUGUGCAUUGCAAUGGAUUGCCACUGGGUCUAAUGCUGCAAAUGCUCUAAAGUUAAACCCUACUUAUGUCCUGCUUUCAAAGUCUGCACAUGCAUGACACUAUUGAUAUAUGCACAACUGAGGCAAUUUGACCAUAAAAAAACUUCUUGUAUUUUUUUAUAUAUUUUUAACAAAUCUAAAAUUUUUUGAACAAAAAUAGCACUUUUGUCAAAAAAAAUAAAAGGGACAUUAUGCUUAAACAAUAUAAUGCACUUGUGAGACCACAUCUGGAGUACUUUGUACAGAUCUGGUCACCAUACUACAAGAAAGACAUAACAGCACUUGAAGUUGUGCGGAGGAGAAUGAUUAGGCACGUCCUGGACUUAAAAACAUGUCCUACUCUGACAGGCUCAAAGACACUUAAACUGGUUUAUUGUCAAGCAAAGGAGGCUAAAUCCUAAUCCAGGUCUUCAAACUUCUUAAAGGCAUUAAUAAAGUAGAACCCUGCCAAAUUCUUUGAACUUUUCGGUGAAUACCAUUUGCAAGGACUCCAGCAAAAAUCAAGGGGAAGUGUAUUGAAGACUGAGCCAAGAAGCACUUCCUUACUCAAAGAGUUAUGGGAAUCUGGAACAAACUACUAACUCAUGUAUUUGAAGCAAAAACCUUAACAUCCUUUAAGAACUAUCUGGAUGAGAUAUUGGGACAGCUCAGCUACUAGCUAAACAAAGAAGCCCAAUGGACUGAAUAGAGAAAUUAAUAAUAAUUUAGCUUAACAGGGUUCAGAAUUCCAGAGUACACAAGCUCCAAUAAUCCAUUUUCCAAUUUAGUUAUCCAGUUGAAUCAUUUCUUGAUGUUCUUGUAAUAAAAGCCUUACAUACACUCUGUCAAAAGAGAAUAGCGGCAUUCAGAAGCAGAGGUGUAAUUUACAUGCAAGCCAGCAUUAGCCAGACAUGCAAUUAUAAGGUCUGCAUGUAUGUUAUGCUUACAGCUGCCACAAGAGAGCCAUAUAUCAGGUUCACUAUAAAGUUCAACUUUAACUUCAAGUUAAUUGGCAUGUGCACACUAUACUAUGAAAUUCUUGCUUGCAUGUGUACCAAAAGGGAUUAUCUGAACUGCUGCUAUUUAAAGGUAAAAUGGCACUUAAAUGACACCCCAGGUACUACCAAUAUCAGAGUUCUAAAGCUGGUUUA